CGGCCCGGCCGCCCAAUGGGCUGGGGCUGCGCGGCGCCGGGGCCGCGGCCGGGGCCGUCACUUCCUGGCCCUGCAGCCGCCGGCAGCGAGGCCACAGCCGGGGCCGGGGGCGGCGGCGCCCGCAGCCCGCCCGCCACCACCACCGCCACCACCAUGCCCUUUGACUUCAGGAGGUUUGACAUCUACAGGAAGGUGCCAAAAGACCUUACACAGCCAACCUACACAGGGGCCAUUAUCUCUGUCUGCUGCUGUCUCUUCAUAUUGUUCCUCUUCCUGUCUGAGCUCACCGGAUUCAUAGCCACUGAAAUAGUGAAUGAGCUCUACGUGGAUGACCCAGACAAAGACAGCGGAGGGAAAAUAGAAGUGAACCUGAACAUCAGUUUGCCAAACCUGCACUGUGAAUUGGUUGGACUGGACAUCCAGGAUGAAAUGGGAAGGCACGAAGUGGGUCACAUUGACAACUCCAUGAAGAUCCCUCUCAAUAAUGGGGAUGGCUGCAGGUUUGAGGGCCACUUCAGCAUCAACAAGGUCCCUGGUAACUUCCACGUGUCGACGCACAGCGCGACGGCGCAGCCCCAGAACCCCGACAUGACUCACGUCAUCCACAAGCUCUCAUUUGGGGACAAGCUACAGGUCCAUAACGUUCACGGAGCAUUCAAUGCCUUGGAGGGAGCAGACAAGCUCAGCUCAAACCCCCUUGCCUCUCACGACUACAUCCUGAAGAUCGUGCCCACGGUGUACGAGGACAUGAGCGGCAAGCAGCGAUACUCCUACCAGUACACCGUGGCCAACAAGGAAUACGUGGCCUACAGCCACACGGGCCGCAUCAUCCCGGCCAUCUGGUUCCGCUACGACCUGAGCCCCAUCACAGUGAAGUACACAGAGAGGAGGCAGCCUUUGUACAGGUUCAUCACAUCGAUAUGUGCCAUCAUUGGAGGAACAUUUACUGUGGCUGGGAUCCUGGACUCCUGCAUUUUCACAGCAUCAGAGGCCUGGAAGAAGAUCCAGCUGGGCAAAAUGCAGUAGCAGUGAAACUCUACCCUCGACUCCAAGGACAGGAGCAAAGAUUGAGAAAUCUACCACUACCUGUUUUUGUCUUUAUUUUCUAUUUGAUUGAAUCAGUAUGUUUUUCUCUAAUCAGGCUGCUCAGUGAAGACAUCUUCAACAAAUCAAAGAAAUCUCCAUGCAUUUCAGAGCUCUGAGAGGGAAAAAUCGGUGGAAUCAGGGUGUGGAUUCCCUCCCCCCAGAAAGAGAGGUGGAAAUGCCAUUUGAGAUCUCAGUGAGGAUGGCAGUCUGUCCUCUGGGAGGUUCCUAUGGCAGUGUACAAACUAGGGAGUAGAUGGCAAAGAGCUGAACUGUCUUGUGGCACUUUUUGGAGUUCUGUUGGAUUUGCAUGAUCAGACAAUCGACUUUUGUAUAGGGCAAAAUGACACAUGAGGAAGAAAUUCCACCCGUGGUGCCAAAAAGGUGAUGUAUCUGUUGGUGAGGAGUGGAAAGUGUUAGUCCCCACACAAACCUAAGAGACAGAGGGCAGAAAUAACGUACCAAGAAAUGUUUUGUGCUUCUAUUGAAAGCUCAGUUGUUCAGAUACAACCUUUCUAAUGAAGUGAAAAAAGAACAGGAAGCCUUCCCCAGCUACCUUUUCCUAGGUAAUCUGUGAUCCCAGCAGUGGAGGGCAUUUCUUUUACUCUGGAUGUAAAAGUGGUUUCAUUCCUUCCCACUCACUGACUAUCCAGUCUUGUGUUUACAGGUGGCAUGAAGUAAAAACCAAACUGAGCAA
Messenger RNA from Motacilla alba alba, 1780 nucleotides. It is a transcript of the gene ERGIC1, whose product is annotated as endoplasmic reticulum-golgi intermediate compartment 1. The transcript is spliced from 10 exons. Bases 16 to 1026 code for a protein of 336 amino acids. Lineage: Eukaryota; Metazoa; Chordata; Aves; Passeriformes; Motacillidae. The record is from RefSeq and is a predicted model, not a curated record. Gene Ontology annotation, biological process: endoplasmic reticulum to Golgi vesicle-mediated transport; retrograde vesicle-mediated transport, Golgi to endoplasmic reticulum. Gene Ontology annotation, cellular component: endoplasmic reticulum; Golgi membrane; endoplasmic reticulum membrane.